Vidua chalybeata is the source of this 1475-nucleotide messenger RNA. It is a transcript of the gene GPX2, whose product is annotated as glutathione peroxidase 2. Gene Ontology annotation, biological process: response to oxidative stress. The transcript is spliced from 3 exons. NCBI's taxonomy places the organism in Eukaryota, Metazoa, Chordata, Aves, Passeriformes, Viduidae. The record is from RefSeq and is a predicted model, not a curated record. Gene Ontology annotation, molecular function: glutathione peroxidase activity.
CGAGCGGUGAUCAAUAAUUGAGGGUGAUCUGGGGCUGCUGGCAUGGUGUCCCCUUUCCAGGCUGGGCACAGGGACAUGGGGCAUGGUGCCCAUGGAGUGCCACGGCCACCACCACAGCCUGCCAGGCUACCAGCUCAGCCACAGCUGUGGGAACAGUGUUGGAAAACUUGGUGGCGGCACUGGGAUGAGCCAGCAGCAGGAUGGUGGCGGGCUGGGAUGGGUGGUUAUUGGGAUGAUGGUGGGCACUAAGAUAGUAGAACCUACUGGCAUCUAGGUGGACACCAGGAUGCUGCCAGGCACUGGGAUGGGCAUCACAUGACAACGGUGAGCACCACAGCAGAUAGGCCCAAGGGUGGAGCUGGUACUGGGACCAGUGGGCCCCAAGACUGGUGGGCACUGGGAUGGGCAGCACAGGAGGCCCCAGAGGUGAUGCCAUGGCAGCACCAAGCAAAGAAGAGUACUGGGACACUUGUCCGCUCCUCCUCUGCCCCACAGAGCCCCAGCUCCCAGAUUCCCGUUAUUCCCUGACUCCUGUCAUUCCCCAACUCUCACCGUUAUUCCCAACCCUCGGUAACAUGCCGUGCCAGACUGGGAGCAUCCCACAUCCUGCAGGCACUAGGACGAGCAGCUGCAGCGCGCCGUGCCAUGAAUUAUUGAGGCAGGUAGAGCAUCGCCUUGGCCCCGUGCCACCUUCCUCCUUCCACGGGUGGGACGGGCGGCUCAGGUUUCUCAUGAGCCGCGGCGGGGCCUGGAGACCUUUGGACCAUGACGGGGAAAAGGUGGAUUUUGGUGUUUUCCGGGGCCGCGUGGUCCUGAUCGAGAACGUGGCUUCGCUCUGAGGCACCACAGUGCGGGAUUACACCCAGCUCAACCAACUCCAAGCCCGCUACCCCCGGCGGCUGGUCGUGCUGGGCUUCCCCUGCAACCAGUUUGGAUACCAGGAGAACGGCACCAACGAGGAGAUCCUCAACACCCUGAAGCAUGUGCGGCCCGGGGGUGGCUUCGAGCCCAACUUCACCCUGUUCCAGAAGUGCCAGGUGAACGGGAGUGACACCCAUCCCGUGUUCGCCUACCUCAAGGCUCACCUGCCCGCACCGGCUGACGAGCCUGCACACCUGAUGGCUGAGCCCCGCUUUGUCGUCUGGAGCCCUGUGCGGCGCUCCGAUAUCUCCUGGAAUUUUGAGAAGUUCCUGGUGGGGCCUGAGGGGGAACCAUUCCGGCGCUACAGCCCCCGUGUGCCCACGGCCCAGCUGGAGCCCGACAUCCAGCGUCUCCUCAAGCUGGCCAAGUAAUCCUAGCUCCAGCGUGAUCCUGGCUCUGGUGUGAUCCUGGCUCCGGCGUCAGCCCAGGAUGGCCCCAGCUCUCCGCAGAGUGACAGCCCCCUCUGAAACCUCCGUGGGGAGGGGGCUUGAUGGGGGCAGAGGGUUGGAGCCGCCGGGGCGGCGUGGGCUGGUGGCAAUAAAUGAGUCGCAGGG